Molecule: messenger RNA, 3291 nt
Organism: Rosa chinensis
Lineage: Eukaryota; Viridiplantae; Streptophyta; Magnoliopsida; Rosales; Rosaceae
Product: ankyrin repeat-containing protein At5g02620
Exons: 6
Coding region: 1270-3117 (615 amino acids)
Molecular function (GO): protein binding
Source: RefSeq, a predicted model, not a curated record
UCAGACCAAAAAAACAGAGAGAGAGAGAGGAUAAUCUUCUCGACCCGGACACCCACGAGGAUGACCCGACCGGAAAUCUGUCUUCAGACUACGUUACGGCGGCGCAGCUGGCCCGUUCAACUCGCCUUAUCAACGCCGACCUCUCUUAUUGCUUGGUUCGGCCCAUCUUGGAACGAGGAAGGAGAAUCAAAGCUCCAUAGCUUCCGGCUUUCCUACUGUUUUAGGCAAUUUCCAGCGAUUCCGGCGACAAUUAGCCAUGCAUGAGAUAAGUAACUUGGUCUAAUCAUCGAGGUCUACAUCUUCAUAUAGUUAGUUUUCAUUUUAGGUUAAGUUUUGAAGAUUUGGGUGUUUGGGAUUUCCGGCCACCGCCGAUUCCCUGUUUUUGCUUCUUCUUCGGUCCAAUUUGCUUCUGAAUUGUGCAUUGCAACAAGAAAUUGCAAUUUGGAAUCAGUGAAAGGGGUGGAACGGUGUCUCCUCCGCCGCACCCCCUCGCGCGACCUCCGCCACCGUACUUUAAUUUCUUUGUUUCGAUUGAGUUUCAGAAUAAUAAGUUUUUGGGUUGUUGAUUUUUUCGUUGCGUUGAAUUUUGGGUUGUUGGUUUCAAUGGCAGAUUUCGGGGGCCGAGAGAGAUGUGCAUAACCAGAUGCAGUUAGAUAACCGCGCGUGUUGGUCACUCGCGGAAUUACGGCUUGGUGCAGGCGGACUUUGGUGACCACAGAAUACUCUUUGUGCAGCAGCUAGUCAAGCUAGUCAAUGGAUCUAAUUAUCAGUGCGGGCCCUAUGGAGUGAGGAUUGAUGUAGGAAAUUUCCUACCAAUUUCCCCAGAUCGUGACUUUCAACCUGGUCAUCGAGUACAGCGGUUCGUUUGUCUUUCAUUAUUAUAGUGGUGGGUUGCUCCAUCUGAGACUGAGAGGUCACCUAUUAUUCACACUUUUGAGUCUCGGGAAGACAGGUCGCCGAGGACUACUUUUUCCAUGGCUGUGAGGUUUCAGUGAUUAUCUCACCACAAGUUUAUUUCGUACUGGUCCGUUCAUGUCUUAAGAGUUUUCUAGUUGAUAGUGGAUUACAAAACCAGCUAGCUACCCCUAUAGCAUAUACGCAUUAGAGAAGAUAUGCAUAGUUAGCUCCAUAUACUAUACUGGUACUCCAUAUUUUGGUGACGGCCGCGCCUAUAUCCGCUUCAAGUUUCCACAGCAGGUACAAGUGAACUUUGGUAUUUGACUAUUUGUGCAUGCUUGUAUCUUUACACAAUUUCUUCAACUUGGAACCAUGUCUAUCCCACAAACACAACAUGUAUCACCCGCAGCAACCGGCGAUUCAGCAACUGGAAUAGGCAACCAAUCAGCAGACAUCACCAUCGACAUGUCAGCUGAUUCGGCUCAACCUAACAGACCUUUGUCUUAUUUACUAGUACAUACAAUGAGAGAAGAAUACCUUAAGACAUGUGUUUCCCUCUAUAAGCAUGCACUAAAAGGGGAUUGGGAAGCGGCGGAACGAAUCUUGAGAAAGGAUACUAUACUUCUGAGAGCAAGCAUAUCUAGAGGAUAUGAAACAGUCCUUCACGUUGCAGCAGGAACAAGCCAUAUUCACUUUGUGGAGAAACUGGUCAGCAUGAUGGAAGUAGAAGACUUGGCACUGCAGGACAUAAAUGGAAACACUGCCCUGUGCAUUGCUGCUGCGGCUGGAUCUCUAGACAUUGUCAAGAUUUUGAUACAAAAGAACAAGUCUUUGCUAACAAUUAGAGGCGGUAAAAAUAUGGCACCAGCUUAUAUGGCUGCUGUGUUAGGACAGUCCGAAAUGGCAUGUUACCUGUUGGAGAAAACCGAAAGUAAAAUGAUGUUGGAGAGAACCGACCGAGAAAACUUGUUCUUUUCUUGCAUCAACAAUUGUUUGUACGAUUUGGCCUUUCAGUUGCUAGAUGCUGAUAAAUCAUUAGCGAAGGCACGUACUAGUUCACAGAAAAAUAAAACAGCCUUGCAUAUCCUGGCUCGAAGACCUUCAGCAUUGGGCGGCAGCCAAAGUCCACCAAUGUGGACUAGACUCAUUAAUGCAUUCCUCCCAAGUUUGAAGUUCGAAUGCAAAAGAAAGUUGAGAGAAGCGAAUGGAGCCAUUCAACUAGUCCAGCACCUCUGGGAAGAAAUCUUGAGAGAUGAGCAUGAUGACGUGAUGAGGUUUAUCAAAUAUCCUUCAAAUUUAUUAUUUGACGCAGCGGAAUUAGGGAAUUAUGAGUUUUUGGCAAUGCUUAUGAGCUCUUACCCCGAGUUAGUAUGGGAAACUGAUGAAAAAAAUCGGACCAUAAUCCAUGUCGCAGUUCUGCAUCGUCACACAAGUAUCUUCAAUCUAGUGCAUGAAAUAGGCUCAAUCAAAGAUGUCAUUGUGACAUAUGAAGAUGAUCAAGGUAACAACAUUGUGCAUAUGGCUGCAAAAUUAGCACCUCAAAAUCAAUUGAAUCUCGUGUCAGGCGUAGCAUUUCAAAUGCAUCGAGAGUUGGUAUGGUUUGAGGAAGUCAAAAAGAUUGUCCAACCUCAAUUCAUCGAGAUGGAAAAUGAUGAAGGAAAGACACCUCAAGAAUUAUUUACUGAAGAGCAUACAGUGUUAAUGCGUGAAGGAGAAAAAUGGAUGAAGGACACUGCAACUUCAUGCAUGCUCAUUGCGACUAUUAUCGCAACCGUUGUAUUUUCAGCUGCAUUUAGCAUACCGGGUGGCACAGAUGAUCAUACUGGAAAACCAAACCUUUUGAAACAGAAAACUUUUCUAGACUUUACCAUAGCUGACGAAUUAGCACUCUUUUCCUCUUCAACUGCAAUGUUGCUGUUCUUGUUCAUCCUUACCUCGCGGUAUGCAGAAAAUGAUUUCCUCAAGUCCUUACCCUUGAAGUUGAUGGCAGGACUCACUUGCCUCUUCAUAUCUAUAGCAUCGAUGAUGAUGGCAUUCAGCACCGCCUUCUAUCUAUCUUGUCAAUACGAAUCAAAAUGGGUUUCAAAUUUUACAUUUUUAUUUGCGUUUGUCCCAAUUGCUUUGUUUGCGUUUAUGAAAUUCCCUCUUGUGUCUGACAUGUCCUCUUCUAUAUUUUGCUCAAGUCUACUAUUUCAGCCGUGGAAACACAUGCUCUACUAGAAGUCGGGUUGAAUGCUGUAGAAUAAUUUGGUCACAGCUACAAUAAUGAUGUAUAUAUAUGUAUUCUAGCUAGCAUAUGGAGUUGUAAUUAGAUUGAUCAUCGCAUUUUGUUCUAUGAAUGCAUAAAUGGAUGAACAUGUUGUACAAAGUGAAAUGCAAUCUUUGUGACAAAAA